AUGGCGGCCCCCGCGGACAACAUGAAAAUGCUCCAGUUUUUAAAAUUAAUCGGGCAGCUUAAAAGGGUCCCACGGACAGGCUGGGUUUACAGGAAGGUGAAGAACCCAGAGAGUGUGUCAGACCACAUGUACCGCAUGGCCAUGAUGUCUUUGACCAUCACAGACCCCACAUUGGAUAAGGACAAAUGUAUCAAGUUGGCCCUUGUUCAUGACAUGGCCGAGUGCAUUGUAGGCGAUAUCGCGCCAUCAGACAAUGUCAGCAAAGCUGAGAAACACCGGCGAGAAGAGGCAGCCAUGAAGCAGUUGUCAGGCCUCACACCAGAUAAGCUAGGACAGGAGAUUUUUGCACUAUGGGAGGAAUACGAGCAUCAAAGCAGUGCAGAGGCCAGGUUGGUGAAAGAGUUUGACCGUCUGGAGAUGAUCCUGCAGGCUCAUGAGUAUGAAGAACUGGAAGGAACGCCUGGGAGACUGCAGGAGUUUUUUGACUCCACUCAAGGUUGUUUCCAGCAUCCAGAUGUGCUCCAGCUAGUCAGUGCUUUGAAUGAAGCAAGGAAAAGUCACAUGACAGAAAAAAACGACUCACAAUCCACUUGA
Messenger RNA from Nerophis lumbriciformis (worm pipefish), 594 nucleotides. The record is from RefSeq and is a predicted model, not a curated record. Lineage: Eukaryota; Metazoa; Chordata; Actinopteri; Syngnathiformes; Syngnathidae.